Molecule: messenger RNA, 1364 nt
Organism: Megalobrama amblycephala (Wuchang bream)
Lineage: Eukaryota; Metazoa; Chordata; Actinopteri; Cypriniformes; Xenocyprididae
Gene: sugt1
Product: SGT1 homolog, MIS12 kinetochore complex assembly cochaperone
Exons: 9
Coding region: 291-818 (175 amino acids)
Biological process (GO): protein stabilization
Molecular function (GO): protein-folding chaperone binding
Source: RefSeq, a predicted model, not a curated record
AUGCCAUUCCAAAUGACUAUAAAUAACAGGCCUAAUGUGUUUAAUGCCUGAUGUGUUAUUCUUUUUGAAGAAUUGCAGAAUAUCAUCUACAUAACUUCACUGCUGCUCUUCAGGCCCUCACAGCUGGAAAAGAGCUUGAUUGCUCUGUUGAAGGAUUUCAAACAUGGAUCCAGCACUGUGAGAACAAAAUAGCGACACACGUUCCAGACAAUACUUCAGAUUUGCAAACUACAACCCUUUCUGUCAAACAUGACUGGUACCAGACAGAGUCUCAUGUUGCAGUGAUCAUCAUGGUAAAAAACGCCAAGAAGGAGGAUGUAACUGUCUGCUUUGGUGAGAGAGAGCUGACAGCUGUGAUAAAGCUUCCAUCAGGAGAAAAUUACAGCCUAAAGGUCCAUCUUCUGCAUCCUGUUGUCACACAACAGAGUACAUACAGGAUCCUUUCAACCAAGAUAGAGAUUAAGAUGAAGAAGACUGCAGCCAUACAUUGGGAGAAACUGCAAGGAGAAGGCACACUUUCUAACGUGAAGCACUUUACUCCCAACCAGUAUCCAUCAUCCUCCCACUACACACGCAACUGGGACAAGUUGGUGGGUGAAAUAAAAGAGGAGGAAAAGAACGAGAACCUGGAGGGGGAUGCUGCUCUCAAUAAGCUGUUCCAGCAGAUCUACUCAGACGGCUCUGACGAUGUCAAGCGGGCAAUGAACAAAUCCUUUAUGGAAUCAGGAGGCACAGUCCUCAGCACCAAUUGGAUAGAUGUCGGUAAACGGAAAGUAGAGAUGAACCCACCUGAUGAUGUAGAGUGGAAGAAGUAUUAAAAGGAGUGGAUGACAUCUUGCACACUAACAUCACCAGUUGUCCUAAUGUCCUUAUGCUGUUUUUUCAUUUGGUUCUUUUUGCUUUCACACUUUCACACUGCUUUCUCCUUUGUCAGACCCAGAAUAGUCCUGGGCUACAAAAGCAUUGUAAGUCUAAGUAGAUCAUAGAACCAUUGCCAACAAUGGUCUCUACGAUCAACUUGGCUCACAGUGCUUUUGAGAAAUGCAGUCCUGGACUAAAAUGUAAUUUAAAAUGAUUCUUCUUUAAAAUAAAACUUCUCAGUCAAAAAUUAGCUUUAGUCUGGAACCAAACUAGCCCAUUACAUUUUUAAAGCAUCACGCAUGUUUUAAAAAUCACACAUUUAAAGCAACCGUUGAGUAGCUUUAAUAAAAAGCUCUUUAGCCACACUGAAUAUCUUAGGCUAUGUUAGGUCUCCAUCUGUGAAACAUAUGUGCCUCAAUUAAUGUUGAUUUCUGUUUUAAUGUAUUUCAUGGUUUCCUAAAUAUGAUUUCAACAUGCUGUAAAUAAAUUUUUUUGUUCUCUGA